UUUUCAAAAACGCCGCAAAAGAAAAAAAAAAAAUCAAAAUCCCGCUCACCCUAAAAAAAACUUUUGUUUAGCCGCUCGUUACUCCCUCUUCUUCUCAUCUAUGUCGCUCGCCCUAAAUUCCCCAAAUAAAAUUUAGCUACUCUUAUUCUACACUUUCCUUUAACUUCAUCCAUCUCUCUUUCCCUUCUCCAUUAUAGACCCUUCUUUUGACUUUUCUGUGCUUUCUUUCGAGGUAAAAACUAGGGGAAGGUAAUACUGCUGUGAAGUUCAGCUUUGGGUUUUCUUUUUUGGUUUAGGUAAUGGCGCUAAGGCUCGAUGGCACAGAUGUUUCGGGGUUUAAAUUCCUCUUCUCAUUGGAGGUCAUGUAUGGUCUCAUGUAUGGUUUAGGUAAUGUACACCAAGUUCAUCACGCCUUUGGGGAUCGAUGCGCCUCUCGAUAGUUUCUCUGAAGCCAGAGCUAUCCAGCAUGUUCGAGUCUUAGCACAUGAAAUCGAUGGUCGUCAAGAAGGGCGUCAGGGUUUGAGAGAAGCAGCAGAGUAUAUUAAGGCACAGUUGGAAAGGUUGAGGGAGAGAGCUGGGUUAAAUUUCAGGAUUGAGAUUGAAGAGAAUGUUGCUGGUUGGUCAUUCAAUAUGAUGUUCUUAGGCCAUGGAUUGUCAACUCUUACUUUUGAUGUGCCAAUGUCACCAAAGAAGGCUCUCCGUGCUGCAAUGCUGAAACGUUGUUUUGCAAACACUAUUCUGAAAGCUCAGAAGAAGGCACUACUGGAUCAUGUAAAGUUUUUGGCUGCUAACAACGAAAAGAAAAGGCAAAGAUUGAAACUCAAAUCUUAGCCGCUGAAGCAGCAGCAAAAAUGAAGGCAGAGGUUGAGCUGAAAAAGCAACGGGAAAGAGAAAUAGGAGCUGCUCGAAUUGCAUUACAAAAGGAUUCACAUUCAAGGAGCAAGAAACAUCGUAGCAACUCAUUGAGAUUGAGCAGUCAGAAUUCAGAAUCAAGCGACACACAAGAGCUAUAUUUGGAGCUUAGACUGUCACUGUAAUCAGUAAAUUUUUCUGCCACUUUAAAUGCAUGCUCAUGGAAUUGCAUUUUAUGCUUUCCUAGAAUUGUAAGUUCAAAUAAGGUGUUGAUCUUGCAAUUCAUACACAACUUGAGCAAGUUGAUAUGAACUAGUUUAAAUUUUUUUUAAAAAUUUCAAAUGAAUCUUAUGUAAUCAAAGGCAAUUUGACUUGCUGCAUGAGAUAUAGUGAAAAACAUUGAUAUUCUUGUUUAUGAAUUUCCAAAGAAUGGAGUGAUGUAUGUACUGAUAAUAACAUUUUUAAAGGAUUUGCUUAAGCAGGUAAA
Gossypium arboreum is the source of this 1339-nucleotide messenger RNA. RefSeq lists its product as uncharacterized. NCBI's taxonomy places the organism in Eukaryota, Viridiplantae, Streptophyta, Magnoliopsida, Malvales, Malvaceae. The record is from RefSeq and is a predicted model, not a curated record. The coding region runs from base 391 to 831 and encodes 146 amino acids. The transcript has 6 exons.